This is a messenger RNA of Hypanus sabinus (Atlantic stingray), 3322 nucleotides long. Its product is annotated as NACHT, LRR and PYD domains-containing protein 3-like. The coding region runs from base 148 to 3039 and encodes 963 amino acids. NCBI's taxonomy places the organism in Eukaryota, Metazoa, Chordata, Chondrichthyes, Myliobatiformes, Dasyatidae. Gene Ontology annotation, molecular function: protein binding. Gene Ontology annotation, cellular component: cytoplasm. The transcript is spliced from 12 exons. The record is from RefSeq and is a predicted model, not a curated record.
GUCGGUGGCGGCGGCGGGUCGUCUGUAGGAUCCGGAUUAGGAGACGACCAUCAAUCCAAGAGUCGGGAAUCCGGGGGAGGCUUCACUGUCCGGGCGUGAAAACAAGUUCUCAUCGAGCGGCAAAAGCUGAUCACACCUAUCCGCAAAAUGGCUCAAGGAGUGGGCAAGGGAGGAAUUCCAGUGACGUCAGCAUCGGGAAAGGACACAGUGAUCACCGAGCUCCUGGCAAGCUGGGACGAUUCCCAGCUGCUGAAGUUGACGGACUUCUACCGGGACAGGCUGGAGCAGGCGAUUGAAGGAGGGGUGCACGGAGUGAGCCUGGCGUUAACAGCCAAGAAUCAGAUCAGUGGAGAGGAACAUUGGAAAAUCUCUGAUCUCGCUGAUAAGGGAGAGCGGGCGGACAGUUCUAAACUCCUCCUGAGCCUGGUGAUGGAGAAAGGCUCCCGCGCCCGGAGGGUGAUGUGGGAAACCAUUGUCAAAAUGCGGAAUGUAGUCCCAAAGUUUGACAAAAUACUGAAAGAAAUACAGGAACAUGGUUGUGUUCCGGUCCAUCUACCCUUAUCAGAGAUUCCCAGGGAACUGAAAGAUGUUCAACAGAAACACAAGGAGACUCUGUUUGCACAAACUGAAACACUGAGCGUGAACACGAUCCUGAUGAGGGAGAAGGUGAAGGUUUUCCAGCUGGUUGAUCGAUACGCUGAGCUCACGGUCAUUUCUACUGUUCGAGAUCGGAGACUGGUGGAACAUGAGCUGCUGGCAAGAGGCAGAGAUCACGAGGAGUGGAGACAGAAACAUCUCCGCAGAGAGCUGGAGAAAAUCCGGAUUGCUCAUCUGUUUGAGAAUAGUUACUCACAUCGUUUUCGGGAAAAAAUGAAAAGAUUCUUCAUACGAUCAACUUCGGGAUGUUCGGCAGCAGUGGCCGGAGUCCCGGGGAUCGGGAAAACAACAAUGGUACAAAAGAUUGUUUAUGACUGGGCAACGGGGAAAAUAUACCAACAGUUCCAGUUUGUUUUCAGUUUCAGAUUCCGGGAUCUAAACUUCAUUAACUGCAGAAUAAACUUGAGGGAACUGAUUCUGGAUCAGUAUCCUUACUUUGGGAAUAUCCUGAGAGAGGUCUGGAAGAACCCAGAAGGGUUGCUGUUUAUAUUCGAUGGUUUGGAUGAAUUCAAGCACAGAAUCGAUUUUGCGGACAGUCGGAGAGAUACAGAACCCAAGCACCAGUGUCCAGAUCCCGAGUGGUGGUGUGAAGUGUCUGACAUUGUGUACAGUUUAAUCCAGGGCAAGCUGCUCCCAGGGUGUUCAGUGCUGUUGACCACCCGUCCCACUGCAUUACAUUUAUUGGAAAAGGCAAAGAUCGGUGUCUGGGCUGAAAUCCUGGGAUUUGUUGGUGAGAAACGGAAGGAAUAUUUCAUCAGGCAUUUUGAAGAUCAGGCAGUGGCAGCAGCUGUUUUCAAACACGUGAAGGAGAACGAAAUCCUGUACACCAUGAGCUACAACCCCUCCUACUGCUGGAUCCUCGCUCUGACACUGGGCCCUUUCUUCACACAAAGAGUCAGGGACCCACAGCGAAUUCCCAAGACCAUCACCCAACUGUACUCCUACUAUAUUUACAACAUCCUGAAAAACCACGGCCGUGAGAUUGAGAACCCCCGUGAUGUGUUACUCAGGGUUGGUCAGAUGGCCUUCAGAGGAGUGUCCGAGAGGAAGAUUGUGUUUACAGAUGGAGAUUUGAUCAAGUACAAUUUGCAGCCUUCCCAGUUCCUGUCCGGGUUCCUGAUGGAGCUUUUGGAGAGAGAGGAUUCUGCCCGGAGCGUGGUGUACACAUUUCCACACCUCACUAUCCAAGAGUUUGUAGCUGCAAUCGCACAAUUCCUGAAUCCACAUCCCAGGGAUAUCCUGAUAUUCCUCACUGAAACCCACGGCAUGACAGAUGGGCGAUUUGAGGUAUUUCUCCGUUUUGUUGCUGGUCUCUCCUCCCCAAUGGCAGCUCGGGGCCUGGAGGAGUUUCUCGGUCCAUUUCCCAAUGAAACAACCUGCCGGGUGAUUGACUGGGUGAAGGUGGAGGUUAAACGCCAGAUUGGAUACACAGAGAGUGAAGCUGGUAAAAGGAGCCUUCUGAACACAUUGCACUACCUGUUUGAGUCUCAGAAUCGUUGGCUGGCUCAGGCCACACUGGGAUCUGUGAAAACACUUUCAUUCAGUGGAAUGACACUGACCCCGAUUGACUGCGCGGUCCUGUCUCAUGUCAUCGGACUCUGUGAUACAAUAAAACACCUCGACCUGUGUAACUGCCACAUUCAGUGUGAAGGAAUCCAGCGGCUGGGACACGAGCUGUACAAGUGCCAGGAGUUGGGACUUGGGCAGAAUGAACUGGGAGAUUCAGGAGUGAAGCUGGCGUCUGUGGCUCUGAGAAACCCGGAAUGUAAAAUACAGAAACUGCGGCUGGACAAUGUCGGUCUCACAGAUACAGGUGCCGAGGAUCUCGCCUCCGCUCUCAGUACAAACCCAGCACUGACGGAGCUAAACCUAAAUGAGAAUAAACUGGGAAAUUCAGGAGUGAAACUGGUGUCUGCGGCUCUGAGGAACCCGGAGUGUAAAAUACAGAAACUGUGGCUGAGGGGUGUCGGUCUCACAGAUUCUGGUGCCGAGGAUCUCGUCUCCGCUCUCAGUACAAACUCAUCACUGACGGAGCUAAACCUAAAUGAGAAUAAACUGGGAGAUUCAGGAGUGAAACUGGUAUCUGCGGCUCUGAGGAACCCGGAGUGUAAAAUACAGAAACUGUGGCUGAACAAUGUCGGUCUCACAGAUUCUGGUGCCGAGGAUCUCGUCUCCGCUCUCAGUACAAACCCAUCACUGACGGAGCUGGACCUGAGAUUAAACUCGCUGACAGACCGAUCUGUCCCCGCUCUCCGCUGCCUCAUACUGACCCUCCCGAGACUGGAGCGGAUCCGGCUGGGGGAGAAUUGGUUCAGUGAGACCGGUGGGAAGAAACUGAGACCUCUGCGGGGAGUCAGACCCGGUCUGAGAGUGAUCGUGUGAACAUCCCCGCCCGCGGGAUGGCGACGUUUGGCCGAUUCCCCUGGAUGGUCGCUCUGUCCGAAUCCUUCGGGCUGCCCUGUAGGGUGGGCUGUGUGACGUCCCUGAGGCCCGUCGAAGGCACGAGAGGAUGUGGGCUUGCUGCAGAAGAUGGAGACGAGGUCUGGCAGGGUGGGCUGGAUAGCAUCGAUCACCACCAUUCUCGGCAAGGGGCAGAGGAAGGGAUCAAAUUGAGCAGGGGAGGAGAGAAAGAGAAGGUGGGGACAGGAGAUGGAGGGGGGAGUUG